AUGCACCGCUUCGUGCUACUCAUGGCGGUGCUCACGAGUGCCAUCGCCCAGCCGAGCGGCAUAACAGAACACCCCGAAAUUGAGCAGACGGACCCCGCACAGAAAACAACGAGUCUCGUUCCCACUCCGCAAAAUGUCAUCAGGUUGAUGACGAACAAAUCUAUGAAGCAGUUGGCACGCAAGAGCAAAUCGGACGGAUCCCCAAUGCUGAAUUACAUUUUCGACUCGUACGCGACCAGCAAUAAGCAUUUCCACGACAAGUUUCGAGCACCUUCUUUCGAGGGAGAUGUCAAUUCUGAAGACACAAUUAUUGAAGCGGACACAGGGGCGACAGUUCUCUUUGACUGUCAAGUGUAUUCUCUGAGAGAUAAAACGCUUACGCUUGACAUACACACAUUAAUAGAAUGGGUAUCAUGGAUUAAAGUUGCGGACAAUGAGAACUUAGAAUUACUCACACUUAACCUCGAUACGUACACGGCGGACAGCAGAUACCGAGUGGACGUCGCUGGAGAAACAUGGAGGCUGUUCCUGUCGAAUGUCAAAGAACAUGAUUCUGGAAUAUACUGUUGCCACGUGUCAACACACCCACCGAUGCUGAAAAGAUUUAAGCUAAUUGUGCACAAACCCGAAAUAAACAUGAACAAGGAGGCUUUUCUGGAGACGGGAGAGACCUUGUCCCUCAAGUGUGUGGUGAUACACCUAAAUCCUGGGGAGAUUUCGCCAGAGAUGCACUGGUAUAGAGGAAAUGCAACGGUGUCACUGGAUGAGAUGAGAGGCGGCGUAUUCGUCGAAACUGAUCAUCUGACCAUGACUUCACAUCUCCAGGUCGCGCGUUUAAAAGUCGAAGAUGCCGGUAAUUACACCUGCGCUCUAGAAGUACCCUUCGUCAUGAAAACCAUGGCAAGAGUCCACGUGUUACAAGGGUCGAGCUUAGCGGAACUACAAAGCGGCGUUAAGUCAACAUGCAGCUACAUUAGCCUGCUCGUCACGUCCAUUGUCGUUAAUUUGGUUAUGUACGCUGACGUAAGG
Iphiclides podalirius (scarce swallowtail) is the source of this 1029-nucleotide messenger RNA. Lineage: Eukaryota; Metazoa; Arthropoda; Insecta; Lepidoptera; Papilionidae. The record is from the annotation of a GenBank genome assembly.